Paramecium octaurelia is the source of this 1130-nucleotide messenger RNA. The record is from the annotation of a GenBank genome assembly. NCBI's taxonomy places the organism in Eukaryota, Ciliophora, Oligohymenophorea, Peniculida, Parameciidae.
AUGUAAAACAAAAUUAUUGAAAGCGUUUUUGUUUGUUUGAUCUAUGCUUUCUGUUCGAUGGCAUUUUCAUUCUCAGCUAAGUUUCUUUUCAAAAUCUUUGCCUUCCACAAUACUACCAUUGUAAGCAAUAAAAAUAUUAUAGAUAGUUACUUCUCUAUGAGACAACAAUUAAUAUUGUCAUUUGCACUUUAUAUAAAAUAAUCAAAUACAAUAAGGAAAAGAGGGAAAAGAAAGACUCUUAGAUGUCCAUCUCGUAAUUGAUUGUCACACAAUUCAAAGAAAGAAUGAAAUAAAAUAAAUUAACUAUUCCAUUUUCCAUCACCUACGGAACUGGCGCCUAUUGCGGUAUGACUGCCCUAUCUAAGAUUAGCAUACCACUGUAAUAAAUUAAAUAAUAAUUUAGCUUUCUAGCAUUGAGAAGAACCUUGAUAUUUUUUGUCUUUGUUGUUCAAAUUCUGAUGGGAAAAAAGAACUAAUAAAUAAGCUUCAAAUUUAUUAUUUCAGUUCUUUUUAUUACUUCAGGAGCAAUUAUUGCAGGUAUUUAAUAUCAAUAAAUGCAUCUAGGUUUGGAUCACUUCAAUGAUGAUAUCUAAGGAUAUGUAUUAUUGAUAAUUAAUAAUAUGCUCUCUGCUUUGAGUCUGCAUAUGGCCUAAAGCCUAAACCAAUCAUAAUAAUUCAGUCCCUUUGACUUAGUUUAUAACAAUAGCAUCAAUUUAUGGCCAGUCUUAUUGAUAAUAAGCAUAGUUACUAAGGAUAUUUAAUCGUUUUUUGAAUUUGAAUCCCUUUAUCGAACAGAAUUUAUGUUAAGUUUCUCUUUAGUCGCAUUAUUUGGUUUCUUUUUAAAUUUAGCUACGUAUAAUUGUACAAUGAAAAAUUCACCAUUUGCUAUUGCUUUAACUCAUAAUAUAAAAGUAAUUAUUUGUAAAAUAUUUUAGGAUAUCUUUUCAACUGUUUUGAGUAUCUUAGUAUUUGCAGACAUAUAGGCAGAUACUUUUUUGACUUUUGGAAUUUCGUUGUCGUUUGUUGGUUCAUUCAUUUAUUCAUUAACAAAGAUGUAAGAAAUAAAAAAGAAAUAAUAACAAACUAUUGAAUUAACAAAUCAAGAAAUUAAAGUUUUAAUUAAAUAAUGA